Messenger RNA from Lodderomyces theae, 654 nucleotides. Its product is annotated as ERG2 family protein. The transcript has a single exon. Gene Ontology annotation, cellular component: endoplasmic reticulum. The coding region runs from base 1 to 654 and encodes 217 amino acids. The record is from RefSeq and is a predicted model, not a curated record. Gene Ontology annotation, biological process: ergosterol biosynthetic process. Lineage: Eukaryota; Fungi; Ascomycota; Pichiomycetes; Serinales; Debaryomycetaceae.
AUGAAGGUACUAUUCUAUGGGUUGAUUCCAAUCGCCCUUUAUGCCUUAUUCAAUCACUUGUUCUACACUUGGCUUCCAACAAACUAUAAAUUUGACAAAGUGGUGUUACAAAAUCUUGUCCAGGAUGUAUUAAAAAACCAUCCUGAUGGGAAUGCCACUGCCAUUAUGAUUGAUUUGACUCCAAGAAUCCAGCAAGAGUACCCAGGUCUCAUUAAUGACUUGAAUUUUGACGAUUGGGUUUACAAUAAUGCCGGUGGGGCCAUGGGACAAAUGAUCAUCUUGCAUGCCUCGAUAUCGGAAUACUUGAUCUUUUUCGGCACAGCGGUUGGAACCGAGGGCCAUACUGGAGUCCAUUUUGCUGACGAUUACUUUACUAUAUUGAGUGGCGAACAAAGAGCAGCUUAUCCCGGUCACUUGGAACCAGAAAUCUACAAACCUGGCGAUCAACAUCAUUUGCCCAAGGGCCAUGUUAAACAAUAUGCUAUGCCAGGUGGAGCCUACGCUUUGGAAUUGGCACAAGGUUGGAUCCCGGCAAUGUUGCCCUUUGGAUUCUUGGACACAGUGAGCUCGACAUUGGAUUUCCAUACUUUUUACUUGACAACGUAUUUCACUGCCAAAGAUAUGAUCAAGAAUUUAUUGAAUGGAAAAUUUUGA